Molecule: messenger RNA, 586 nt
Organism: Morone saxatilis (striped sea-bass)
Lineage: Eukaryota; Metazoa; Chordata; Actinopteri; Moronidae
Product: calcium/calmodulin-dependent protein kinase type 1-like
Exons: 6
Biological process (GO): peptidyl-serine phosphorylation
Cellular component (GO): intracellular anatomical structure
Molecular function (GO): calcium/calmodulin-dependent protein kinase activity; ATP binding; calmodulin binding
Source: RefSeq, a predicted model, not a curated record
CAGCGCUGCGCACAAGCAGCACAGCAACCACAUCGCUCCCAGAGGGAAGGAGAACACAUCACAGCUACAUAUCGCCAUUUAGCUGUAGUGUGGCGAAUCCGAUCAGCGUUGUAGGAUGCCUCUUGGAGAGGAUGGAAAUGGAUGGAAAAAGAAGACAUCAGACAUCAAAGAACAUUAUGACUUCAAAGAAGUGCUGGGAACGGGAGCUUUCUCAGAGGUGGUUCUAGCAGAGGAGAAGAGGACCCAGAGGCUGGUGGCCAUCAAGUGCAUCCCCAAGAAAGCGUUGGAAGGCAAAGAGAACAACAUUGAAAAUGAGAUUGCGGUGCUACACAGAAUCAAGCACCCCAACAUUGUUUCACUGGAGGACAUCUUUGAAAGUACAUCCCAUCUAUAUCUUGUCAUGCAGCUGGUAUCUGGAGGUGAGUUGUUUGACAGGAUUGUGGAGAAAGGUUUCUACACAGAGAGAGAUGCCAGCCAGCUCAUCCACCAGAUCUUGGAUGCAGUCAAAUAUCUCCAUGACAUGGGGAUCGUCCACAGAGACUUGAAGCCAGAGAAUCUGCUGUAUUACAGCAUGGACGAAGACUCC